Molecule: messenger RNA, 750 nt
Organism: Nomia melanderi (Alkali bee)
Lineage: Eukaryota; Metazoa; Arthropoda; Insecta; Hymenoptera; Halictidae
Gene: Sf3b5
Product: splicing factor 3B subunit 5
Biological process (GO): mRNA splicing, via spliceosome
Cellular component (GO): precatalytic spliceosome; U2 snRNP
Source: RefSeq, a predicted model, not a curated record
AUUCUACUCUGAUUAUUUGAUAAAUUCAGGUCAAAACGUUACUGUUUGAUCUGUGAUUGACUUGGAGGGCAAAAAAUAAGUCUGAAAAUAUUAAAGAUAUUAAAAGACUAUAUGGAAUAAGUUCUUUGCGCAGUGUUUUCACGUUUGUUAUAAAAAAAUAUGGGGGAACGUUAUAACAUUCACAGUCAGUUAGAACAUUUACAGUCAAAGUAUAUUGGUACAGGCCAUGCUGACACAACAAAGUUCGAAUGGCUUGUAAAUCAGCAUCGUGAUUCUUGCAGUUCUUACAUGGGACAUUAUGAUUUAUUAAAUUUCUUUGCCAUUGCUGAAAACGAAGCAAAAGCACGCGUUCGAUUUAAUCUUAUGGAAAAAAUGUUACAACCUUGUGGUCCGCCUCCAGAAAAGCCAGAAGAUUAAAUUCUAUAAAAGCUUAUUACACAUAAGCUACAAAUACAUUCAAAUAAUUAAAAAUAUCUUGUAGUUUUUUGUAUAAAUUAAUUAAACUUUAUGAUUCUGAUAUGUGUCAUAAUAUAAAAAGCGUAUUUGAUUUAAAUAAAAUUAAAACUUAAUAGAGUACUAGCAAUGAAAUGGACUAUUCUUAUUAUUAAAAUUCAUAACCUAUGUGAGGAUUUAGUCACGUGUUUAAACUGAAAUAUUAAAAGAAUGUAAGAGUGUUUAAGUUACUAAAUAAGGUAUUAUUAUAAACAUUUUGUCGCGUAUGUGUGAUAUGGACAAAGUAUAGAAAAUACA